Messenger RNA from Esox lucius (northern pike), 8345 nucleotides. RefSeq names its product kalirin RhoGEF kinase b (gene kalrnb). Gene Ontology annotation, cellular component: cytoplasm. Bases 412 to 7485 code for a protein of 2357 amino acids. NCBI's taxonomy places the organism in Eukaryota, Metazoa, Chordata, Actinopteri, Esociformes, Esocidae. The record is from RefSeq and is a predicted model, not a curated record. Gene Ontology annotation, molecular function: guanyl-nucleotide exchange factor activity; protein binding. The transcript has 47 exons.
GCAGUGGACUCGACGGUAUGGUAGCCUAUUGUUUGACUGGUCGGUUUUAGAGGGAUCGUGGUGGAGCCUACAUCAGCCUUCUCCGCAGGCUACUUGGUAGGCUUAUUAGUUAACUGCUGAACAAAAGCGCGCGAGGUGAUACCGUGGUAUAUGAUGCUAUGAUGAGAUGUGAUGCCGCGCAGGUUCACGGUGACAGUGACUGUAGCGAAUGAAGAGGAACGGGAAUGCGCCCGACGACGGACGGGAAUCGUUGCUAGGAUAAAGAACAUGGGGACGGGGCCGCGCGAUGACUGACUGACUUUCUCCCGGCAACGACCAUCUCUGGACACCGAGGGACUUGAAAAAAGAAAGAUAAAAAACAACCCAUCAGCCUUCCAGUGAAGGCGUGGAGGAUCUAUCCGAGAGGAGAGGAUGAAUCCCGGGGACCCUGCCCAAACCGGACCUGGUGAAGCCGGCCAGGACGGGCUGGCUAAAGCAGGGGGUGCACGUGGGGAGGGGGUGAGAGCGGUGGAUGUGCUGACCGUUCUGAGAGAAAAAGUGGCCUUUGUCUCAGGGGGAAGGGACAAGAGAGGUGGACCCAUCCUCACCUUCCCGGCACGGACCAAUCACGAUCGAGUUAAACAAGAAGACUUAAGCAGACUGGUCACCUAUCUGUCCACUAUACCCAGUGAUGAUGUGCGUGCCAGAGGCUUCACAGUGGUGGUGGACAUGCGCGGCUCAAAGUGGGAGAGUGUCAAACCUUUGCUACGGACACUUCAGGAGGGGUUCUCUACCCACAUUCACACAGCCCUUAUCAUCAAACCAGACACCUUCUGGCAGAAACACAAAACCAACCUGGGCAGUGCCAAGCUCAGCUUUGAGACAAGUUUAGUGUCAGUGGAGGGCCUCUCCAAGCUGGUCGACCCGUCACAGCUUACUGCUGACCUGGGCGGCUCUCUGGAGUAUGACCAUGUUGAAUGGACCGAGCUACGGCUGGGCCUGGAGGAGUUCUCAGAGGCCGCAGGACAGCUGCUGGCCCAGCUAGAGCAGAUGGAGGCAGGGCUGGCCCGCAUAGGCGAGCCCCAGGGUGUGGAUGAGGCCCGCAAGCUACUGGAGGAGCACGGCCGACUACGCACCACCGUUGCCACGGCUCCCAUUGACGCCAUUGAUCACGAAGGGCGGAGCUUGCUCCAGCGCAUGCGGCUUGGCCCCACCCACAGCGGUGAAGCCCCCAGCGAUGGACCGGGCAGCAACCACGGCUAUGGGAGCUGGUUGUCAGGCGGGGCUGACUUCCAAAGCGUCGCUCCGAAGGUCGCCGCCCUGCUGGAGAGACUGCAGACUGCCAGGACACACCUGCAGCAGAGCUGGGCUGAACGGAAGACACACCUAGACCAGACCUUACAGCUGCACCUAUACGAGCAGGAUGCCGCUAAGAUGUCUGAGUGGAUAGCCCACAGUAAGGAACUGUUUCUGCAGAGCCAGACAGAGGUUGGCCUUAACCACCAGCAUGCCCUGGACCUCCAGACCCAACACCAGCACUUCACCAUGAACUCUAUGAAUGGGAGCGUAAAUGUGGACGGCGUGGUGUCCGUGGCAACACGGCUGUGUGAAGCUGGCCACUACGGGGCGGAGCGGAUUGCGAGUGUGUCGUCGCGGCUACAGGAGGACUGGAAGGGGCUGACAUCGGUGCUGGAGGAACGCAGCAAGGCACUGAGCCUGUCCACCUGCUUCCACCAGGGAGCAGAGCAGUUCCUGGGCCGCGUGGACAGCUGGUGUGAGGCGUGUGGUGACAACUCAUUGCCAGCAGAGAUGACGGAGUUGGAGACCGCAAUACAACAACACCAGGCACUCUUUGAAGAGAUAACAUCAGCUUACACACAGGUCAGUGAAAGCGGCAAAGCCCUUUUGGAAGUUCUUCAGGGUCCGGCGGAGCUUGAUGAGUCAGGGUUACCAGUGGCAACCGCUGACUUUACAGCCGCAACGCAUGGCAUUAUGGGAGUUCUGCACGAGGUCAUGCAGGGACACCAGCAUGUCGAUGGGGCGUGGCAACACCGCAAGCUCCGCCUACACCAGCGUCUGCAGCUGUGUGUUUUCCAGCAGGACGUACGGCAGGUGCUGGACUGGGUUGAGCAGCAUGGCGAGGUCUUUCUCAAUAAACACACGGGUGUGGGGAAGAGCCUCCACCGGGCCCGAGCGCUGCAGAAACGGCAUGACGAUUUUCAACAGGUUGCCCAGAACACCUACACCAAUGCAGAGAAGCUGCUGGAGGCGGCCGGUCAGCUGGCCCAGUCGGGGGAGUGUGAGGAGGGCGAGAUCUACGCCGCGGCUGGGGACCUGGAGCUCCGCAUGCAGGCCUUCAUCCAGAAAGUAGAGCAGCGAAAGCUACUGCUGGACCUCGCCGUCUCCUUCUACACACACACCCGAGAGCUGUCAGCAUGGAUGGAGGGUCUGCAGAGACAGAUGGCAGCCGAGGUGUGUGUGUGUCCAGAGUCAGUGGAGGCUCUGCAGGCCCUUAUCAGCCAGCAGCAGCAACAACAGGCCAACACACAGGACGCCUCGCUGUCCGUCAUCAGGGAGGGAGAGGACCUCAUACUGCAGCUUAGGCCCCAGGGCAGUUCAGUGGGCCAUGUCGAGUCGGUGCUGCAGUCGUUGGAAGAGGCCCAAGCCCAGCUGGAGGAGUUGUUCCACCAGAGGAAGAUCAGGCUGGAUGUCUACCUUCAGCUGCGGAUACUACAGCAGUGUACUCUGGAGGUGUCAGGUGAGAUGGAGGCAUGGAAGCAAGACCUCCAGAAGCAGGCCCAGGACUUUACCACAGAGAAGCUAACACUGGCACAACAGAGGCUAGCGGAAGCCAACCAAGAGAAGCUAACUUUAGCGCAACCGCGGCUAGUGGACGCUAACCCAGAAGGCUUAACGUUGGCACAGCAGCGCAUUCACAGGCACAUGGAGCGGCGGCUGGCCAUGAACAACAUGACCUACGAGGUUGUCCAGCAGGGUCACGACCUCCAGCAGUACAUCACCGAAGUACAAGCCUCAGGUAUUGAGCUGACUGCCGAAGGGGAGACUGAUCUCUCAUCCCAGGUAGAGUCGCUCCAGCAGCUCCUGCAGGACAAACAGAAGGAGCUGCAUCUGAUAGCAGACCACACACACACACACCUUGAGCAAGGCUUGCAGCUACGCCACCUUCAGACUCAAGUCAAACAGGUGCUGGGCUGGAUAAGUGAGGGAGAGGUGAUGUUGUCUUCUUGUAUGGUGAACACCAGCUCACUGUCUGAAGCUGAACAGCUACAGAGAGAACAUGAGCGCCUUCAGCAGGCAAUAGAGUCUCUGCUCCAUGCCGACUCUCUUCAGAGGACCCACCAGGUGGCGCUGGCUCUGCAGCAGCGGGCCGAGCUAUUGGUGAGGGCGGGCCACUACGACCCGGAGGCAGUGAGGGCGUGUGCCCAGACGGUGGCGCUGCACUGGCAAACCUUGAUGCUACGGAUGGAGGACCGGCUCAAACUGGUCAACGCCUCUGCAGCCUUCUACCGCACCUCACAGCAGGUGUGUGGCGUGUUGGAGAGCCUUGAGCAGGAGUAUCGCCGGGAUGAGGACUGGUGUGGAGGGGGAGAGUGGCAGGGGAGCAGGGGCCAGCCGGAGCACCUCAUCCCCAUCAUCAACAAACACAUGGAACAGAAGGAAGCCUUCCUCAAGGCCUGCACCCUGGCCAGACGCAACGCUGAGGUGUUCCUCAAAUACAUCCACCGCAACAGCGUUACUAUGGCAACCAUCUCUGGGCACAGUGCGGGAGCCGAGCUCACAGGUCAUUCCCGUGUGCCUGAGCAGCAGGUCAAAGGUAUCCUCAGUGAGCUCCUGCAGAGGGAGAACAGGGUUCUCCAUUUUUGGACUCUGAAGAAACGUCGCCUGGACCAGUGUCAACAGUACCUGCUGUUCCAAAGCCACGCUCAGCAGGCACUGGAUUGGCUGCAGCAGAGUGGCGAACAUUACCUGUCCACUCACACGUCGCCAGGGGCAACCAGCACUGAGACCCAGGACCUGCUGGCUCAACAUAGGGAAUUCUGUGUCUCUGCUAAGCACACUCAGGAAAAGGUGCACCUGCUGAUCCAGCUGGCAGAGAGCAUGCUGGGUAAGGGCCACUCCCACAGGGUUGAGCUGCGGAGGUGUGUAUCGACGGUGGACAAGCGCUACCGGGAGUUCUCCCUGCGCAUGGGCCAGUACCGCAACAUACUGGAGACCGCACUAGGAGGCUGCACUCAGGACAAUAAGGACCUGGAGCUGGAGCUCAUCCCCAACAGCCUCUCUGACUCCGACCCGGAGGUAAACCUGAAUGACCCCAACCAUGAGGUCAGCGACGAGAAGAGAAGGACAGCCAGGAAGAAAGAGUAUAUCAUGUCGGAGCUUCUGCAGACAGAGAGAGUGUACGUGAAGGACCUUCAGGAGUGUAUCGAGACGUACCUGUGGGAGAUGACAAGUGGCUCAGAAGAGAUUCCAAGCAGAAUCGCCAACAAAGAUGACAUCGUCUUUGGGAACAUCCAGGACAUUUAUGAGUUCCAUAACAGUAUUUUCCUAAAGGAACUGGAAAACUAUGAGCAGCUGCCAGAGGAUGUGGGGCACUGCUUCGUCACCUGGGCUGAUAAGUUCCACAUGUAUGUGACGUAUUGCAGAAAUAAGCCAGACUCCAGCCUUCUGAUCCAGCAACAUGGAGCAGGCUUCUUUGAGGAGGUUCAGAGGAGACAUAGUCUUGCUAACUCCAUCUCGUCAGCGCUCAUCAAGCCGGUCCAACGCAUCACCAAGUACCAGCUCCUCCUCAAGGAGUUGCUGACAUGUUGUGAAGAGGGGAAAGGUGAGAUCAAAGAAGGGCUGGACGUGAUGCUGAGUGUUCCGAAGCGAGCCAACGAUGCAAUGCAUGUUAGCAUGCUAGAAGGUCUGGAGGAGGGCUUGGAGGUGCAGGGGGAGCUGCUCCUGCAGGAUACCUUCCAGGUGUGGGAUCCCAAAUCGCUGAUCAGGAAAGGACGGGAACGCCACCUCUUCCUGUUUGAGCUCUCUUUGGUCUUCAGCAAGGAGAUAAAGGACUCAUCCGGACGCACCAAGUACAUCUACAAGAGCAGGCUGAGGACGUCUGAACUGGGGGUAACAGAACACAUCGAGGGGGACCCCUGUAAAUGGGCUCUGUGGGUUGGCCGUACGCCCACCUCGGACAACAAGACUGUCCUCAAGGCGUCGUCUCUGGAGCUGAAGCAGGAAUGGGUGCGUAGCGUGCGUCAGGUGAUCCAGGAGAGGCGUGGCCACCUGAGGGGUGCUCUGAGGGAGCCCAUCCCCCUGCCCAAGACCCCCGCCCCCACCCUGGCCCGCCAGCGUAGCAUUAGCAGGAGAGACACCAACGAGGAUGCGGACAGCCUGGGAGACGCCAGCAGUCAGCCGGACACUGUCUCCAUCGCCUCGCGUACCUCUCAGAACACAGCGGACAGUGACAAGCUUUCCGGGGGCUGCGAGCUGAUCGUGGUCCUGUUGGACUUCUCAGCGGGCGGGGCCGGAGAGCUGAGCGUUCGCUGCGGUCAGACUGUGGAGCUGGUGGAGCGGUCCAGCGAACGACCGGGCUGGUGCUUGGUCCGGACCACUGAUCAGACACCUCCACAGGAAGGCCUGUUACCCAUGAGCACCCUCUGCCUGUCGCACUCCCACAGUGCGGAUAUGGACAGCUUAAUGCCUGCCGCUGCCAACCCCGCCCCCGUCGGAAAGGAGCCCUACCCUGUGGGGUCAGAGGUAAGAUCAGAGUCCUUGCCGUCUCUCCAGUCCCAGUCGUCCCUGGGCUCCGGUCCGGGCGGUGUUCCCCCCGGCGGGGGGUCUGUCGGUUCUCCCGGUGGGAACGUGGGUUCCCCGGGGCCCAAGCGGAGUGGUUCUGGAACCGGGAACACGUUGAAGCGCUGGCUGACCAGCCCGGUGAGGAGGUUGAGCCAGGGCAAAGCAGACAGCCAGGGAAAGAAACCUCCACUCCGCACCAGGAGACGAGACGCCCGAUCGGAGCUAGCCACGCCGCUCACUGCGAACACACACAUGAAGGGAAAGAGUCGGGAAGACUCUGUCCAGAGUGGAGGAGAGGAGGAGCCAGAGGAAGAGCCCCACACUCCCCUCCCACCACCAAUGGAGAUCAUUAAAGAUGGCAACAACCCUGAGGAUUCAGACCAGGGCUCCAACGAGUCUGACACGGAGCAGAAGAACAAAGCCAUGAGAGGCCGAAUGUUUGUGGUAAAUGAGAUGGUGCAGAGUGAGAAGGACUACGUCAAAGACCUGGGCGUUAUCGUGGAGGGUUUCAUGUCGAGGCUGGAGGUGAAAGGCAUUCCUGAGGACAUGAGGGGAAAGGAUAAGAUCGUGUUCGGAAACAUCCAUCAGAUUUACGACUGGCACCAGGAGUUCUUCUUGGUGGAGUUGGAGAAAUGUGUGCAGGAUCACGAUCGACUGGCGGAGCUCUUCAUUAAACAUGAAAGGAGGCUCCACAUGUAUGUGGUGUACUGUCAGAACAAGCCCAGGUCUGAGUUCGUCGUGUUGGAGUAUGAGACCUUCUUUGAGGAGGUACAGCGAGAGAUCAGCUGUAGGAUGUCCAUCAGUGACUUUCUCAUCAAACCCAUCCAGAGGAUCACCAAGUAUCAGCUACUGCUUAAGGAUUUUCUAAAGUACACGUCUAAAGCAGGGUUGGACUGUGAGGAGAUAGAGAGAGCAGUGGAACUGAUGUCUCUGGUCCCCAAACGCUGUAAUGACAUGAUGAACCUCGGACGCCUGCAGGGUUACGAGGGGAAGCUGACGAGCCAGGGCAAGCUGCUGCAGCAGGAGACCUUCUGUGUGUGGGAGCAGGACGGAGGAGUUCUAUCACGGAGUAAAGAGAGGCGUGUCUUCCUCUUCGAGCAAAUCAUCAUCUUCAGUGAGCUGCUUCGCAAAGGGUCAUCCACGCCAGGCUACCAGUACAAGAAAAGCAUCAAGGUGAGCUACCUGGCCAUGCAGGAGAAUGUGGAAGGGGACCCCUGUAAAUUGGUCCUGUCAUCUCGAGGGUCGGCCGAGCGUUUCACCCUGCAGGCCGCCAGCCCCUCUAUCAAACAGGUGUGGGUCGCACACAUCGCCGAGCUGUUGGAGACUCAGAGUAACUUCCUGUCUGCUCUCCAGUCUCCUAUAGAGUACCAGAGAAAGGAGGGCGGGGGGUCUAACCCCCUUACCCGCCCCCCCUCCGGUUUUGGUCCCAAAGCGUCAAGCCGACCCCCCUCCGUGCCGCCCACCCCGAACGGACACAACACACACACGCCGGCCGACGGUGAGGCCCAGGACGACGAGGAGCUGGUGCUGGUGACCCAGGACUUCAGUGCGGUGCGGGAGGAUGAGAUCACAGUUGUUCGCGGUGAACGGGUCCAGAUUUUGGCUUCCAACCAGCAUGGCCAGUGUCUUGUUUACCGACCUGCUAACACAGAGUCCCCACCUGCGGAGGGCUGGGUACCUCGCAGUGUCCUUCACAACCACUAACCACCAGACGGUGCCAGUCAGGCCCGGUUUAGAACCAGUUCUAACUAGUUACAAACAAACAGAAUGAGUUCUACAUAUUCAAUAACAGCCAGUUCCACUGACGCCAGUGAGACCCAGCCGUACCUACUAACGCCUGUCCACUACUAACAACUGGUUACAGACUGGCUGUGUUUCGAAAUGUUUACUUGUGUUCUGUCUAGAGUGUAUAGCAUGUACAGAAGUCAACUGUCCCUGAUCCAGAACGAUUCCACACCAAAAACAUGAAAUGCCAAGUACACACUAAGUUUGCUGGAAGUUCUGUAGCGUACUUGGGAGGUUUGGGAAAUAAAGUACGCAUCGGACUAUACUUUUUCAGGUACUUCGUUCCCAGUAUUCAUUAUGCCGGUUGGUCACCAUUCAAAAUGGCCAAACACACAACGCAGUAACCAGUAUAAACUAAACAUUAUUAUAUUGUUGACAUUGGUUACAUCUUCCUGUCAUUUCAUUUACCAAAGUAGCUGGCUAGCAUGACAACGAACAAAGUGCCUGAAGCUAGCCGUCUGUCAUUAAUGACGCCGGCUGCACCCAGCUGCGCUGAUGAUGCGUUUCCUGUCCACAGAAACACAAGUACGUUUCAAAUGUAACAGAUUUUAAGGUCUCUGGGUGCUUCAGUACUAGACAAUAUGAGUUCUCUGGUGCUCUUGGAAGUUCACUCACGAAAGAACGGGAGAACGCAAGUAUGCAUUUUGAAGCCCAGCCGCUGUUUAAACUUGCUCCAUCAGUUACUAACCCUCAGCUGCUUCAUUUGAAAUCAGUCACAUAUGCAGGACACAUCAACAACCAGCGGCAAUGAUCAACAACUAUUAAACAUCUGAACUGAU